Messenger RNA from Rubroshorea leprosula, 1460 nucleotides. The record is from the annotation of a GenBank genome assembly. Lineage: Eukaryota; Viridiplantae; Streptophyta; Magnoliopsida; Malvales; Dipterocarpaceae.
CUACACACAUAAACAGCAGACCUCACUUGAUUUACCCAAAAUCAAAACCCACUUACUUGCUUCCCGGCCACAUUUCGAUUAUUUCAAAUGGCCAAAGUCAUCCUUUUGCUGCUGCUUUUCCUUUUCUUUUUUAGCUUAGCCACCGCGCUUUCUCCCGACGGGGAAGCGCUCCUCUCUCUUCUAUCUGCAGCCAGCCCAUCAGCAAAGUCAUCAUCUUCGGUUCUCUCCUCAUGGAACCCAUCAUCGCAGACUCCAUGCUCAUGGCACGGCAUAGCAUAGCAUGUUCACCCCAAAACAGAGUAAUCUCUCUGUCUCUCCCAAACACUUUCCUGAAUCUUUCCUCUAUUCCACCGGCACUCUCCUCACUUUCAUCCCUUCAGCUCCUCAACCUUUCCUCCACCAACAUCUCCGGUACAAUCCCUCCUCCCUUCGGCCAACUCACCAAUCUCCGCCUCCUAGACCUUUCUUCCAACUCCCUCUCCGGCCCCAUUCCCAAAGAGCUUAGCCAGCUCUCUGCCCUUCAGUUUCUUUGCUUGAAUUUUAAUAGACUUAGCGGUCAGAUUUCACCGCAGUUAGCCAACCUCACUUCCCUCCAAGUUCUCUGGCUCCAGGACAACCUCCUCAAUGGUUCAAUUCCAUCUCAACUGGGUUCUUUGGUUUCCCUCCAGCAGCUCAGAGUAGGGGGAAAUCCUAAUUUGACAGGGGAAAUCCCUUCCCAGUUAGGUCUCCUCACCAAUCUCACAAUAUUUGGAGCCGCCGCUACCGGAGUUUCAGGCGUAAUCCCACCCACAUUUGGUAACUUGUCCAAUCUCCACACACUGGCUCUUUACUACACAGAGGUAUUCGGGUCGAUUCCUCCUGAAAUUAGAUCAUGCUUUGAGUUGAGGAAUUUAUAUUUGCACAUGAACAAGCUGACCGGUUCAAUACCUCCACAGCUCGGUAAGCUUCAGAAGCUCACUGGCUUGUUUUUGUGGGGAAAUGAGUUGUCAGGUCAAAUUUCAGUAGAGAUUUCUAAUUGUUUUGCACUUGAUAUGAAUGGUAAUCAAAUUUCCGGUGGGAUACCCGGCAAACUGGGAAAGCUAAGGAAUCUCAAGCAGCUUGAUUUGUCCAAUAAUAUACUAAGUGGAUCAAUGCCGUGGCAGUUGAGUAAUUGUUCAGGUUUAGUUUCAAUUGAGUUUGCCGGGUAUCCCACCGGAAAUUUGAUUACCAUUCAUAUCAAGCUCAACAAGUGCAAAACAAUUACAAGAAUUUUCGAAAGGACCACACAUGUGACGUGUCGCUGGACCAAGAACUUGAUUGCUGAUCAGCCACUGUCCUUUUAAUUCCAUCCGAGGAGUAUUAUUAUUAUUAUACAAUGUAUCUUUUAGUAAUACGUAUGCAUAUAUAUAUUUUUAUUUUUAUAGGAUAAAAAUUUAUUAUUGAGUUACUUAAUUUGUUCCCAUCUUCUAUUAAUAUUUUAA